This is a messenger RNA of Nezara viridula (southern green stink bug), 5836 nucleotides long. NCBI's taxonomy places the organism in Eukaryota, Metazoa, Arthropoda, Insecta, Hemiptera, Pentatomidae. The record is from the annotation of a GenBank genome assembly.
CUUUCCUCUGUUUACAGUCACAUUUGAAGAAGGCAUUCAAAUUUAUUUUAAGCUUGGAAAGUGUUAGUUACUGCAAGUUUGUACAAAACUAUACUAGAUGUCAGAUUUUUCACCUGAUAUGAUAAAAGAAAAAAACAGGGAAAAGAAAAAAAAUGGAGGCAAUGGUAAUAAUGGAUUUGACAGUAACGGUGCAGGUGGUAAAAAUAUGAUCGAAAAUAGGACUGAACAAAAGAAAGAAACUACAGAAAAACCACCUGAUGUUAAGGAAGAACCUGAAGAAACGGAAAUACCUGAAAAUAUUAGUUCGAAUAACUCUCCUCUUGAUGACAAAUCUCCAUCAGCACAACAGCCUGAUAAAGAUGUUCCUUCUAUUAUCUCAAAUCCUAGUUCCUGUAAAGCAGUGAAAUCUGAAAAUGGAGAAAAUACAGAUUCAAGUUUCAGGAAUGAUUCUUGUGAAAAUGUGCUUCCUAUAAGUCUACCAUCAGAACCUUCUUUACAUGAGGGAGUUCAACCACUUCCAAGUAACGUAGUAAAUAAGCAGCCAGUGACUAUGGAAGCUCAAUACAUGCAGCAACAAAGUCAGAUAUUUGUAUUUUCCACUAAUCUUGCUAAUAAAGCUGCUGAAGCUGUUCUUCAAGGACAGUAUGCUUCAAUUAUUUCUUAUCAUUGUGCUCAACCCAGAACGAAAAAAUAUCUAGAAGGUACUACUCAGCCUAAUCAAAUUUUACAAAAUUCUUGUAAUACAAACCUCAAUGUUGAACAGAAUUCUGGAAAAGGUCCAAUUACUAAUCAUCCCAAUAUGAUGAAUUCGCAUACAAAUUCUUUAUUAAAUGAGGCUAUUAUGCCAUUGGGGGAACUCAAUCAAGAUAUAGGCAUCACGCCUCCUCAACCACUUGCUGGGGUGAAAGUUCCUGAUGAAAAUUUAACUCCUCAGCAGCGACAGCACCGUGAAGAGCAGCUGGCCACUCUGCGGAAAAUGCAACAGAUACUGUUUCCAGAAGCUCUGCCAGGACAUGAAGAGGGUUCAAAUAGUGGAGCACAUGUGGAAGAAAAUGCAAUAUCUGAAACAUUAGAUAUUAAUAAAACUCCAUCAAGCCAGUCUGAGUGGCAUAAAUUACAAAUGCAAUUUUAUGAAGAUCAGAAAACAAGAAAAAGAACUAAUGGGCCACCUCCAAGUUAUCAGCAGGCUACUCGUUCCGCAAGUGUUCCGAUUGCUCUUCAAAGUCCUAACCCCAGCUCUCCUAAUAACACAACUUCGAAUCUUUCUCUCCCUUCUCCUAGAACAUGUUCAGGUAUCAAUUCUCCGGCUGACAAGGUUUCAAGAGUCCCUGGUCCUAGUCCUACUAUGGAGUCACCAAACCCUGCCCGGAAUACCAAUUCGAAUCCCCCCACACCUGUUUCAAGUCAUUUGUCUCCAAAGCAUAAAGAUAAAUUAAAUACCACCAAUGAAUUUUCACCAUCCAGCACUGUUUCUGCCCAGAAUUCACAGCAAUCUCCUGUUGAUUCUAUUUAUUGUCGGCCUGUUCAGUCUAUUGGUCAGCAAAAGCAGACUUCAAACAAUUCGAAAGAACCCAAUUUAAUGCCUGUACCAUCACCACAGCAAAUUCAAUACUUAAGUACUUUUGAAGGACAGGAAUUAACAAUCCAGAAGCAGCCUAAUACAAGUCUUAAAGAUGCUGCUGCUCGUAAAUCCCCGGGGUUACAGCAGGCAGCUUUGGAUAGUGUAAUGUCUAAUAACCCAAACAAAAAUGCAGAUGUAAAUAAUAAAGUAGCUGGGUCGCCAGCUCCUUCUACACCAGACAUUACCCGUAAUUAUCCUCCUGAUUUGAAUUCUGGAGAAACAACACCAGAUCCCUCUAAUAAUCAGUCUCAAAGGAAAAUUGAUGUGCCAUUUUGCAAUAGUCCUCAAACUAAUGAGCGUUGUCACAUAAAUAUGCAAACUGCUUUUAUGCAAAAGUGUCCUAAUUUUGUAGAUAAUACUGGACCUAAAUGUGCAAAUUCUUCAGAAAAAGAAAUGUCCGCUGGUAAUUUUCAGUGUAUUGGACCUGAUAAUGUUCCAUUAAAUCCUAACCGGAUCAUUGCAACAACUGCAAGUAAAACAUCUCAUUUUGACCCAAUUAGUUCUCUUGCCCAAAUGAGUCAACAAUUAACUAAUAAUGUUCCAAACUCUCCUGUUAAUCAGCAAUCAAUGAUGCAAAAUAUGCACCAAAAUAUGCCACCUUUCAGUUCACCUAAUUCAAAUCAACAUUUAUUAAUGAGUGAUAUUCAUCAUAUACCUAAUGCUGCUCCUGAUCACAGAAUGCAAAAUCAAAUGCAGCCUCAUUUUAAUACUAAUAGGCCCCAAUGUAAUAAUACAGUAUCUCCUGGUAUGUCUGUUUCUCCAAAAAUGAUGCAAGGAUAUGUCCCUCAGCGUCCUAUACCUCGUGGCAUUGGCUAUAAUGGAGCUAGUAUUCAGGUUAAACCUAAUGCUCCCAAUACUAUACAGUACCUUCCAUCAAGGCCACAGACGUCCUCUGUUCCUAGGGGACCUCCGAGCCUUGAAUUUUUACAAAGGUUUUCUAAUCCUCUUUCCAACUUAGAUUCCAAAUUGCCUUCACAUAAUUUGCAAUAUUAUCCCAAUAGUUAUCCCCAAAAUAAUAUGAAUGAUAUGGGUAUGUGUUCACCACAUGGGGGUAUAAGGGGCCCUAUUCGUACUCCAAACCCAGGAAUGAUGAGAUUACAAUCCCCCCAGAUGGGUUUUAACAAUGCUGAAAAUUUUCAAAAUUCCAACUGUCAGUUAUUUGGAGCGUCACCAAAGGGUUCCACAUUAGGUUUAGCACCGGAUGCUAGUCAGCCUUUGCCACCAUCUAUGGGUCAAAACAAUAAUUUCAAAAACUCUACUUUCAUUGGUCCUACCACUGCUGAUCCUAAUUAUGCACAGCAAUUUCAUAAUUUUCAGCAGCAGCUUUAUGCUACGAAUACAAGGGGACAGUUAACUUCACAAAAUAUGGGAGCAAAUCAACAUUAUUUCAUUCCUAAAUAACAUUUGCAAUGUUUAUUUUGUCAAGACUUAUUGUGAUUUAAUCUUAAGAAAAUUGUAUAUUUUUAUUAUUAUAUUGCGCUGCAACUUAUCGCGGAUCUUGGUAUCCUCAUAUGUGUAUCAUAUAAAGUAUUUAAGCAACGAAUGUUAGUGUUGUUAGCAUCAAAUCUUCUGGUUUCCAAGCCAUAUUAUUGUUUGUUGUUUAUAUUGCCAUGACAAGUUUUUCUAUCUAUAUUGUUUGUUUUUUAUUUAUUUAUUUUUAAUGUUAAAUGUAGAUUGAUACUUAAAUCUAUUUUAAGUUUUAUUUGUUAAUUACUACUAUUUUCAUGGUACAUGAUAUUAUGUUUGUUUAAUGUUUAUGUCUUAUUUUGUUGUUUGACUUUGUCAUUAGUGUAAUGAUUAUAGUUGGGAAUUAAAAUGAAGAAAUUUUAUUAUGUCAAGAGCAUUCUUGAUUUGUUUUUUUGCUAAUUUAGUGUAAGGGAUACAGUUACUAUGGCAUUGUUCUUGAAUGUUGAACUAAAUGAAGGUAAUAAUGUGAUUGGUUUAUUAUUUUUGUUUAUUGAUUGAAGAUAUUUAUUAAUAUCUACAUUUUUUCUCUUGAUUAUUAUUGUUUUUGUUGUUUUAAUUAAAUGUCUGUUUAAUAAUGUUUGAGCUUAAGUAUUCAUGAUGUUUUGUGUUAUAUUUAAUUUUUAGUCUUAAAACACUAAUGGCUAAUUAGAAUUAAUUAAAACUGGGUUUUGAUUUAUAUUAAUUUAUUUUUUGCAAGAGUGAAAUUAAUUAAGUAAUAUAGCGAUAUUUCAUGGUUUAAGACUUAUUAACUGAAAAACAUAAAACUGUUUAAGGAAUCAGUCGAAUUAUUUUUAAAUGCUCUUCUAAUAGUUCAAUGUUCAAAUUGAAGAUAAUUAAGCAGUAGAAUUCUGAUUUCCUAAGUAAACAAUUGUGGUUCUGUCCACAAAAAAUAAGUGAGCUUUCACACGGUGGGAACUGUUCUUUAGCUGAUGCUUUAAGUCCACACAAUCCUUAUGGAAAAAGAACUAUAAAUAAGGGUUAAAUCAGAGGGUCUUAACCGCACUAUCUCUUAAAUUUUUGUUUUCUGUUUAGUUUGUCUAUCACUAGAUAUGGUUGUUCAGUGUAUAAACUGAUUUCAUGGAUGAGUCAUGUGAAAAAAAAUGAUAACGUAGCUUGCACUAGCAACUUUAAAUUUCUGAGGAGCAGGAUUUUUUUUUUUUUUUUUUUACUACUUUACUUUCUCCACUUCUCAGUUUAUGAAUCAUCAUUUGCUUUAAAAAUUCUCUGUUUUGCAAAUGAACAUGUUUUAAUUUAUUUUUAAAAUCAACAGUAGUGAAAUGUUUCACGAUUUUAAAAAAUACUUAGGAUUAAUCUAACUCCUUCCUCCAGGCAGACCAAUAUCACACUAUAUUAAAAUUGUAAUUGAUUUUCAUAAAAAAAAAAUAAAAAAAAAAACUCUUAACCUAAAUUAACAACUAAUUCCGCACUGUGUCAAAAUCAGAAUUUAUUUUCUUCAAAGUUGGUGUUUGUGAAAUUAAUGCAUUAAUAUUAGAUACAUGUUCUUAAUUAUGUUAAAUUUGAAACAAUUUAGUUCUGAUAAAAAUUUUAAUAAACAUUUUUUAAAAAAAAUGUAUUUUAAAAUUUUAUGGGAAACAUGUGGGGUGCUUGGAAGCCUAUCAAGUUGGGAGCUGCCUGUGCUAAAAUAUAUUGUUUCAAAUCCUGGUUCUCAAAAUUUUCUUUGGGUAAAAGAUUAGUGGGCUGUAUCAAACUGGGGAUCUUGAGUUGAUUUGAUUGACUUGUCUUAUAUGAGAUCCUGGACAGGCCAUGGCUUGGUGCUAAAAUAAAUCAUGAUUUAAAUCGGGUGGUGGAGCACCAUAUUGACCAUACUGUUUGCCAAAAAAAAAUUUUACAUAACAUGUCUUACCUAUAAAUGAUAAAAUGUUAAUUAAAUUAUUCAAAACAGCCACCUCUGGCCCUUACUUAGUCAAGUUUGUAAUCUCCAAGUACAAACUUCUACUUAUGGAAAAUUGUAUUCUGCUUUCACUAGGAUAUAUUUUAGGCUCUCCAAACUAGUGUGUCCCCUGUGGUGACCAAUGAACUCCCGAUGUGAUGAAAUUGGUGAGUACAUUGGUCAAAAAUAGACUCCCACUGGGCCAAUCUGAAGUCUUGAUGAAAUCCGACUUUCAUUGAGUUGAUUGAUUCUGAUGUUGAGGAGCUUUUAACAAUGAUUUUAACUUCUUUUUUUUUUUUUUACCAUUACAGUGUAUGGCGCCCAAACCAUCACUGAGCUUGCAUGGUGCUCUUCUCUUAUUCAACUGAAAUGAAUUUUGAAUUUUAUUUUAGGAAUUAAUAUCCUUUUGAAAGCAGUUGACAAUUUUAAAAAAUAAUUGCUUUGCUGCAAUAGGCUCUGAGUCCUGCAACCAAAAGGCCUGGUUACAGGCAAGAAGCAUUUUUAAUAAUUUAUUUUUAAUUUAAUCAUUAAUAUGUAAGACAUGUCCAAUAAGUAUAUUUCCAUAUCAAAAUUCAAACUAUUUGAUUUUUACUGUAUAAAACUUAAAGGCAAGACUACAUAUAUAUAUACACACAUUUUUAAAAAUCAAAACUCAAUUUACUAUAUAUUAUUUUACAGUGUUUUAUUUAUUAGCUUUGUUAUAAAUAUUUAUUUUUAUGACUAACAACAUUUGCUUUUAGUUCAGUACAAUAACCUUUAUUUGAAAAAAAAUUAAUGACAAGUUGAAUUUUAGAAUAAUUCAAAUAACACACUGUAAUAGUUUUAGAGUUUAUCCUUUCAGUAUUAUUCAAUUCCCA